Hibiscus syriacus is the source of this 999-nucleotide messenger RNA. RefSeq names its product phosphomannomutase. The record is from RefSeq and is a predicted model, not a curated record. Gene Ontology annotation, biological process: protein N-linked glycosylation; mannose metabolic process; GDP-mannose biosynthetic process. Bases 138 to 884 code for a protein of 248 amino acids. NCBI's taxonomy places the organism in Eukaryota, Viridiplantae, Streptophyta, Magnoliopsida, Malvales, Malvaceae. The transcript has 12 exons. Gene Ontology annotation, cellular component: cytosol. Gene Ontology annotation, molecular function: phosphomannomutase activity.
AAUCCCCUGAGUUCCUUUCAUUAAAGCUCUGCCUUUAAAUUCAUUCCCUCUACUUUUUCGAAAACACUCGUACACUGUCUCAACCCAUUUUCCCAAACUUCAUCAAAGAUUCAAAGAAGCGAUAUAAGUAGACUUCAAUGGCUCUGAGGAAACAUGGGUUGAUUGCUUUGUUUGAUGUUGAUGGAACUCUUACAGCUCCGAGAAAGACGGCUACCCCUGAAAUGCUUGAGUUCAUGAAGGAACUGAGAGAGGUUGUUACUGUUGGAGUAGUGGGUGGAUCUGACCUUAGUAAGAUAUCUGAGCAACUUGGGCAAUCAGUCAUUAAUGACUAUGAUUAUGUGUUUUCUGAAAAUGGGCUUGUUGCUCAUAAAGAUGGGAAACUCAUUGGCACCCAGAGCUUGAAGUCAUUUCUUGGAGAAGAGAAGCUGAAGGAAUUUAUAAACUUCACGCUGCAUUAUAUUGCUGACUUGGAUAUCCCAAUAAAAAGGGGUACAUUCAUAGAAUUCCGAAGUGGGAUGCUCAAUGUAUCUCCAAUCGGACGAAACUGCAGCCAAGAAGAAAGGGAUGAAUUCGAGAAGUAUGACAAGGUUCACAAUAUUCGCCCGAAAAUGGUUUAUGUGCUUCGAGAAAAGUUUGCUCACCUGAACUUGACGUUCUCCAUCGGAGGGCAAAUAAGCUUUGAUGUUUUCCCCCAGGGCUGGGACAAAACAUACUGCUUGAGAUAUCUUGAAGAUUUUCCAGAAAUCCACUUCUUUGGGGACAAAACAUACAAGGGAGGGAAUGAUCAUGAAAUUUAUGAAUCAAACAGAACUGUGGGACACACAGUCACGAGUCCUGAUGAUACAGUGCAGCAUUGCAAAGCUCUCUUCCUAAGCAACCCUUGAACGACACCAUUUUUCUUCUUGAUGUUAUCAAUUUGUGCCGCGUAUUUUAAUAGAGCAAAUAAGUGCCAAGGCGGUGCUGGCUUAAGUACGUAGUUUUAUAUAUAGUUCAUGUCAA